This is a messenger RNA of Drosophila eugracilis, 7373 nucleotides long. RefSeq names its product latrophilin Cirl (gene Cirl). Lineage: Eukaryota; Metazoa; Arthropoda; Insecta; Diptera; Drosophilidae. Gene Ontology annotation, biological process: adenylate cyclase-activating G protein-coupled receptor signaling pathway; cell surface receptor signaling pathway. The record is from RefSeq and is a predicted model, not a curated record. The transcript has 12 exons. The coding region runs from base 1251 to 6161 and encodes 1636 amino acids. Gene Ontology annotation, molecular function: G protein-coupled receptor activity; carbohydrate binding. Gene Ontology annotation, cellular component: membrane.
GAAUUUUUCUAAAAGAAAGUUGAUUGUGAAUCGAGCUCUCAAACGAAUAGGAACGACGGUCUUUAAUUCAAGAAAUAUUCAACAGUGAAAAUAAGUGAAAUAAUUACCUAUUGUAAAGUAAAAACUUAUAGUAACAAACCCGCUAAUCAAAUGUGAAAAGAUUAAGGAAAAAAGAACGACUUAAACCAAGUUUUUUUUUGAAAACUUCUCCAUUCACAAGAACAACGUCAGCAAAUUGCCGUAAAAACUAUAAAAUAUCUAUUAAAAUCAACAGAAAGGCAGUUUUUCAAGUCGCAAAAUGUGUAAAUGUCGUGAAUUUCAUAAAACAUAUACUAUUUCUAAUGUGAAAAAAGUAUGUGGAGUCCGAACAAAGAAGCCCAUCAAAAAUGGGGCUCCACGGGGCAAGAAAAAACUUGAAGCGCAGCUGCAGCAACUUUUCUCUAUAUGAACACAUACAUCUAUAUAUAGAUGUGUAGAUAUGUAUAGAGUGUGCAUCGGGUGUACAAAGAAAACGAGUCUUUGUUCUGUCCACGAAUCGAUGGCGAUGCAUCAACUACAACCACAUGAAGGAUAAGUUGAAUGGUCUUUUCAAGCCCGACUUCCAUGUGAAAAUUUCGAAAUGGAAAUAUAUAAGAGUUUCCCAUUCCAGUGUAAAAUCUCUAUUACAUACUCCCACAUGAUCUUGGCCCAUUAAUCCUGGAUGAUGGACGAGCAAAGAUUAGUGAGCUGGACUUGGCAGGAUUUGGUAUUUAUGACUACUAUUCUACUUGCUAGCAAGCAUCCAUCGCUAACGACCCACCAAAAUCCACAAAUCAACCACAACAUAUACUAAGUAUAUCCCAGGCAGUGUAAAAGCGUAUCAUGCUACCAACCAUAUACCAUAUCUAUAUCCUAUGUGCAUAUAUCGUUAGAACGUAAGUGUCAUUGCAGGUACACCAUCAAAACCAAACCAAACCAAACUACAACAACCAGCGCAUCGCCACUAAUCUUUUUUUCUCUCUAUAUAAAAUAUGCCAUAUAUAUUAUAUAUCCCAUGUCCUUAUAAUCUCCUACCCUGUCUAUUAUCCCUUGACUUAUGAACCGUUCGCCUUGCAGUUUCCAAAUACCAAACCGCCUACGCCUGCGAAGGUAAGAAACUGACCAUCGAAUGUGAUCCCGGCGAUGUGAUCAAUCUGAUACGAGCCAACUAUGGACGCUUCUCAAUAACCAUCUGCAAUGACCACGGGAAUGUCGAGUGGAGUGUUAAUUGCAUGUUUCCCAAGUCACUCAGCGUACUAAAUUCAAGAUGUGCCCACAAACAGAGCUGCGGCGUUUUGGCAGCCACGAGCAUGUUCGGAGAUCCCUGUCCGGGGACCCAUAAAUAUCUGGAGGCGCACUACCAGUGCAUCAGUGCUGCCCAAACCUCGACGACGACCAACAGGCCCAGUCCUCCGCCAUGGGUUCUUAGCAAUGGUCCGCCGAUCUUUGGCAAUGGCAGUGGCCUAAUCCAUCCACCUGGAGUCGGAAGUGGACCUCCGCCACCACCGCGACUACCCACACUGCCUGGAGUGGUGGGAAUCAGUGGUAAUCCUGGACUGUUCAAUGUACCGUCCCAACACACGGCUGUAACCCACUCCACGCCUUCGAGCAGCACCGCAUCUAUAGGAGGCGGACGUUUAAAGGGUGUUGCCACCUCCACUACGACCACCAAGCAUCCGGCUGGUCGCCACGACGGCCUUCCACCGCCACCUCAAGUGCAUCACCAUCACAACCACCAUGGCGAAGAGACUGCCGCACCCACUAAACCAAGCAGUAAACUUCCAGCUGCUGGAAAUGCCACAGCUCCGUCGAACACCCGUAUCCUUACGGGGGUUGGAGGAUCCGGAACUGAUGAUGGCACCCUACUGACCACAAAGAGCUCACCCAAUCGCCCACCGGGCACAGCUGCAAGUGGAUCCGCAGCCUCUGGAAAUGGCAGCGUUGUGCGAACUAUCAACAAUAUUAAUUUGAAUGCAGCUGGAAUGUCCGGAGGCGAUGAUGAGUCCAAGCUAUUCUGCGGGCCCACUCAUGCCAGGAAUCUCUUCUGGAACAUGACCCGUGUAGGUGAUGUGAAUGUACAGCCCUGUCCUGGUGGAGCUGCCGGAAUAGCCAAGUGGCGUUGUGUACUGAUGAAGCGGAUGCCGGACUCUGGUUACGAUGAGUACGAUGAUGAUCCGAGCUCCACAACUCCAGCGCCAAGUGGAGGCGACUGCCUGCACAACAGCAGCAGCUGCGAACCGCCGGUAAGCAUGGCCCACAAGGUGAACCAGCGCCUGCGCAACUUUGAGCCAACGUGGCAUCCCAUGACCCCAGAUCUGACACAGUGCCGCAGUCUCUGGCUGAACAAUCUGGAAAUGCGUGUCAAUCAGAGAGACUCCUCACUGAUAUCCAUUGCCAACGAUAUGUCCGAGGUAACCAGUAGCAAGACGCUCUACGGCGGUGACAUGUUGGUCACGACAAAGAUCAUACAAACAGUGUCUGAGAAGAUGCUUCACGAUAAGGAAACAUUCCCAGAUCAGCGACAGCGCGAGGCCAUGAUUAUGGAGCUUUUGCAUUGCGUGGUCAAAACUGGUUCCAACUUGUUGGACGAGUCGCAGCUGUCCUCGUGGCUAGAUCUAAAUCCGGAGGACCAAAUGCGUGUGGCCACAUCCUUGCUUACUGGAUUGGAAUAUAAUGCCUUCCUGCUGGCGGAUACCAUUAUCAGGGAGCGCAGUGUGGUGCAAAAAGUAAAGAAUAUAUUGCUCUCUGUAAAAGUUCUGGAAACCAAGACUAUUCAGUCCAGCGUUGUCUUCCCGGACUCGGAUCAGUGGCCCCUGAGUUCCGAUCGAAUUGAGCUGCCACGAGCCGCUCUCAUCGAUAACAGUGAAGGCGGCCUGGUGCGCAUUGUUUUUGCCGCCUUUGAUCGUCUGGAAUCCAUCCUGAAACCCAGCUAUGACCACUUCGAUCUGAAGAGUUCUCGCAGCUACGUUCGCAAUACAGCAAUCCUUGGCAACGACAGCGAUGUUAGCGGUGGAGAGAUCCAGCAACGCCUUCGCAUCCUGAACAGCAAGGUGAUCUCAGCCAGCUUGGGCAAAGGGCGGCAUAUACAGCUCUCUCAGCCCAUUACCCUGACGCUAAAGCAUCUGAAGACAGAGAAUGUUACGAAUCCCACCUGUGUGUUCUGGAACUAUAUUGACCAUGCCUGGUCUGCCAAUGGUUGCAGUUUGGAGUCCACGAAUCGCACGCACAGCGUCUGCAGUUGCAACCACUUGACCAACUUCGCCAUUCUCAUGGACGUGGUGGAUGAGCACCAGCACUCGCUGUUCACCAUGUUCGAUGGCAACAUGCGCAUCUUCAUCUACAUCAGCAUCGCCAUUUGCGUGGUGUUCAUUGUGAUUGCUCUGCUGACACUAAAGUUGUUCAAUGGGGUCUUUGUGAAGUCUGCCCGCACCUCGAUCUAUACCAGCAUUUACCUUUGCCUGCUGGCCAUCGAGCUGCUCUUUCUACUGGGCAUUGAACAGACCGAAACAAGCAUUUUCUGCGGCUUCAUAACCAUUUUCCUCCACUGUGCCAUAUUAUCCGGCACCGCCUGGUUUUGCUACGAAGCCUUCCACUCGUACUCCACCCUCACCUCCGAUGAGCUUCUGCUGGAGGUGGACCAGACGCCCAAGGUGAACUGUUAUUACCUCUUAUCCUAUGGAUUGUCGUUGACCGUUGUGGCCAUCUCACUGGUCAUCGAUCCCAGCACAUAUACCCAGAACGAUUAUUGCGUGCUGAUGGAGGCGAAUGCCUUGUUUUAUGCCACGUUUGUGAUACCGGUGCUCAUCUUCUUUGUGGCUGCCAUUGGUUAUACAUUUUUGUCCUGGAUCAUCAUGUGCCGCAAGAGUCGCACGGGUCUGAAGACCAAGGAACACACCCGCCUCGCUAGCGUACGCUUCGACAUACGCUGCUCAUUUGUAUUCCUCUUACUGCUCAGCGCUGUUUGGUGCUCCGCCUACUUUUAUUUGCGAGGAGCCAAAAUGGACGAAGAUACGGCUGAUGUAUAUGGCUAUUGCUUCAUCUGCUUCAACACAUUGUUGGGACUCUAUAUUUUCGUAUUCCACUGCAUCCAGAACGAGAAGAUCCGGCGCGAGUAUCGCAAGUAUGUGAGACAGCAUGCCUGGUUGCCAAAGUGCCUGCGCUGCUCCAAGACAUCGAUAUCCUCAGGCAUUGUUGCGGGUAAUGGACCAGCAGCUGGGACGCUGUGCAGCGUUUCCACAUCUAAGAAGCCUAAGCUGCCACUGGGAGUGAGCGAGGAAGCACACGAUGAUCCCCAGCAGCAACAGCAGGCGGGAGUUCCGGUUACUGAAGAUGCAAUAAUGGGAGCCAGCUCAGAUUGUGAACUAAACGAAAACCAGCAAAGGAGGACUCUUAAGAGUGGUCUAAUGACGGGCACGCUGCAGGCGCCACCGCAGACACUUGGUGGUCAUGUAGUGCUCGAAAGAGGCAGCACUCUUCGCUCCACCGGUCAUGCAUCACCCACCAGUUCGGCCGGAUCCACACACCUAAUCUUCGCCCACAAGCAACAACAGCAGCAGCAACAAGGACCUUUGGGCGAGUCGUACUAUCAUCAGCCAGAUUACUACAGCUGGAAGCAGCCACCGACCGGAACAGGAGGAAUGAAGGCCCAGCGGGAGUACUAUAAUAAUGCUGGAGCUGCGGCUUCCUCACCGCAGCAGGCGCACGAGGUAUUUUACUGGACACAGAAGCCGAAUAGCGGUCAUGGCAAAAAGAAGAGAGGUGGAGUUCCCGCCUCGCCGAGUGGAUCACUGCAUAGUCGAACUGCAGCUGCCUCUCAGGUGCUCUUUUAUCCCUCGUACAAAAAGACCAAGCCUGGUCAGCAAGCCGGCUAUCCGCAAUAUUCGGAGGCUUUAGACCCACCCACUGGCAAUGCGGCAGCCUACUACCAGCAGCAACAGCUACGUCGGCAGCAGCAGCAUCACCAACAACAACAGCAGCAGCAGCAACUUUCCUCAGACGAGGAGCAGGCUGAGCAACAUGCUCAUCUGUUGCACCUGCAACGACGAGCUGGUAGCCAGCAACAGCUUCCCGCUCCACCGCCACAUAUGGCGCAGUACCAGCAGGAGUUCAUGCAGCGCCAGUUUAGAAAUAAGCAUUCCAACUGUGAUCUGGGCAUGGGCGAUGCCUACUACAACCAGGGCAGCGUCGGCGGCGCGGAUAGUGGGCCGGUGUACGAGGAGAUCCUCAGUAAUCGCAACUCGGAUGUGCAGCACUACGAGGUGGGUGACUUUGAUGUGGACGAGGUGUACAAUAAUAGCGUUGGCACCGGUGUCUUCAACAAUAUGCGAGCGGCAGUGGCUGCCGGUGGAAGUCGGUAUGGCGGCGGAAGUCUCAGUGGCGGCAGUGUUUCGUCCAGGAGCCAACAGCAGCAGCUCCAAAAGCAACAGCAGCAACAGCAACAGCUGGCCCAGCAAAGAUCAGCUAGGCGCUGCACGGCUGAUGAUGACGACGAUGACGAAGACGAGGAAGAGGAUGAGGAGGCAACAGCCGCGGAGCAAUUGCACGGCAACAUCUGUGAUGAGGAUGAGGAUGAGGACGAGAGCGACUUGGAAGACGAUGCUCAUGGAUUGCCACCACAGAGUGAUGAGCGGAUGCGUCGCCUGAUGGCGAUGCAGGACGAGGACUUUAAGCGGCGGUUUCAACGUCAGCAGCGCAAAAAUGGCGGGGCCUUGCCUCCAGGAUCGGCGCCAGGAGCAGGUCCGCACCCCGAGCACAACGGUGCGGUUUUUGGGGUUAGCGGCGGCGUUGGUGAGGGCUCCAUGCGUGGCGCAUACCGGCAGCAGCAGCAGCAAGUACUGAAUGCCAAAUCGCCAGGCGGUCGUCUGGCUGUGAAUGAGCUAUUCGGUCAUGGUAACUCCGGACCACCGCUGCCGCCGGCAAAUCAGACGCCAGCGCAGAAGCGUCAGCAGCUACAGAAACUGUCACCACAGUCCACCACAUCAUCGUCGUCGCAUACAUCACACAGCAACCCCAAUCCACAUCCUCACCAGCUAACCCAUCCACAUCCCCAUCAGCAUCCUCCGCAUCAUCAGCAGCGCCACCUAUCGGCCAUGCUCGAUGAGAACAACACGGUGCGAUGUUAUCUGGAACCACUGCCCAAGUGAACAGAUAACGCAACUCCCCGAAAACAGUCUUAGGCAAAAAUUGUAGCUUAGGAUCUCUAGCUAUACAUAGUAUUAGUCGUUAGUCGAAAUAUGGAGCAUUGUGUGAAACAACAUGCUGUCAUGCUAUACGUGCAGUGAUUCGAGAAUCCGAAAACUUUAUGAAUGUAUAUGAAUUAACUCAAACCUAGACCAUAGGCACACAUCCAUCCCACACACGAGGGAGGACCCAAGCUUAACCAAAAUAUUAGGUAUGUGGGAUGUGAGAUUGGGAUUGGGAUUGGGCCCUUCGACUUGCAUGCAUUUUAUACCAACUUGGAAAUCGAUAUUAAAUAUAAAUGUAUGUACCAUAUAUGUAUAAUGUAUUGUAAUACAUGUCACCACAUGCCAUUUUUAAAUACUUAAAUAAUAAUUUAAACAACCGGAAAAUCAAGUAUAUAUAUGGAUGUAUAUGUAUAAGAUCUGAGAACUGUAUGUAAAUGAUAUAUAGAAAUGCAGGCGAAUUAUGUUUUAUGUAUUUUGUAAGGAAUCAAUUGUUUUUUGAUUUUCGCUGAUUAUGCUCGUAAGAUAUAUAUAUAUAGAUAUAUAGACACACAGGCUUAAGAUUUGUUUCGUGUUUCAUAAACCAAAAAGAAAACCUACGUUUUGACAUUUUGUAAUUUUUUGCUAUCCAACUGCCGCCGUUUUACACCUGUGAACCAAAUAUUCCUUCCAAUUACGAAACGAGUGUAAAGACAUGAUUUCGAGGGAAUUAUAAUAGCAUUUCGUUGUUGCAUUUCUGUUAAUUUGUAAGCGAACCAGAGCGAAGCAUUUCAAGUGUACAUUUUCAUCAAUAUAUAGGAUGCUUUAAGCACACAUAUAGGGGCAUUUAUUUUAUAUAUUUUGAAAGGGACAGCUCGUAGAAUGCUUUAUUAUUUAUAACGAGAUAUUAAAUAAAUCGAAUGCUAUGUGAAUGUCUUGAAAAAUUGCAUUGCAGGCACCAAAAACCGAAAACGAAACCGAUAGAUCAGCAUACGGAAAUACCUAUAUAGCAAAGAAAGAUUUCAACCAAACCUCACUUGUUAACUAGGAACUAACUGAAAACUCUUUAAACACUAGCCAGCUAAAAUCCACACACUCACACACUAAGCUGUACUAUCCCUAAUCCCUGAAUGGCAUUCUCUCUAGAAUUUCACGCAUGUGUACAAAAACCAAAUAAAAUAAAGUGCAAAACAA